AUGGAGAAUUCUCGGCUAGGCUUCCGGUUUCACGAUUAUCUUGAAAAUGUCAUGACAAUUGGUGCUAAAGGAUGGUCUCUCAUGGCGGUCUGCAUACACUACAUCGGUCCAGAUAAGAGCUUUUUAGCUCUAUAUGAGACCAAGAACCAUCUACAAAGGCAGAUGUUCCUCAACCUAGGUCGUCGAGCUCUCAGCACUCCUCCAGAAGAAGGGAGGAAACUUGGUCGAGCAUUUGCCUCAAACCAUGCAGAGCAUUUCGCUACAACAUGGCGUACAAUGUCCAAAGACUUUUGGGAAAUCCCGUAG
Molecule: messenger RNA, 306 nt
Organism: Arabis nemorensis
Lineage: Eukaryota; Viridiplantae; Streptophyta; Magnoliopsida; Brassicales; Brassicaceae
Source: the annotation of a GenBank genome assembly